This is a messenger RNA of Guyanagaster necrorhizus, 1605 nucleotides long. RefSeq lists its product as uncharacterized. The transcript is spliced from 3 exons. Bases 1 to 1605 code for a protein of 534 amino acids. Gene Ontology annotation, molecular function: protein heterodimerization activity. The record is from RefSeq and is a predicted model, not a curated record. Lineage: Eukaryota; Fungi; Basidiomycota; Agaricomycetes; Agaricales; Physalacriaceae.
AUGGAUAAUGCCGCACAGAAGCUAUUGGAAUCUGCAACACAUAGGAUGCUUCAUGCAUCGACCUUCUCCCGGUCUUCUUCUCAGGCGUCUUUAGUACUCACUGAUCUCCUCUCGCGUUAUUUGGCUCUUUUGUCGUCGACAUGUGCGAAACACGCACAACACGCGGGCAGGACGAAGUUGACACCGAUGGACGCACUAUCUGCUUUGGAUGAGCUCGGUGUAAGUCUCGAUGAGCUGAAGGAAUACGGAUCCACUGAGGGUAUUGAGCUGAACCGUUACGCGGUCAAGUCCUUGCGUCGCAUCGAAGAUCUGAAUGAAUUCAGAGCCCAACUGAAUGACGGACUACGGCAGGAUCGCAAUGAUGCGAUCCCAUUGCAUUAUGCGCCAUUCGCCGGUGUCGAAGAAUUGGAGGAAGACGAAGACGAAGAAGUAGAGGCGCAGGCUAUGUUUGACGGUGAGGAAGAUGCGGAGGCAUCGUUUGACGAAGACAACGAGUUCAACCUUGAUAUUCUCCCCAACCACGAACCCAGACAUGCCCCUCCGAUACCCACAUUGCCGCUAUCUCCUAUAUCGAACCCGUCUACGCCACCACGGAAACGGCAACGGACAAUAGAUUGGGAUCCACCGCCUCAUAUUCCCGACUUUCUACCUCCAUUUCCUGCCAUCUUACCAGCGUCUCCUCCUCAGACACAGUCCGAACUGGCAGAGGAACCACUUCCCACUGAAACAAAGAACACCAGGCCUCAUUCUCCCGCACUUCAGGCGCCACCUGCACAAGCACUGACGUCGUCAGCCACAGCGGAUUGGCUGAUGCAAGUGCCGUAUUCCCAGUCUUCUUUGUCUUCUCAGCCAGAAUGGCACCUUCCGUCGCCGCCUACUGAUCAUGCCACAUUACCUGCCCGUAUAUCCAGAUUUCCUACACCCCAAACUGAUCAAUCCCUCUUUUCUGCAUAUCACCAUAUUCUCACGAGUCGGUCAUCGUCCGACAGCCUGGGAACCAGCAACCCUCAGAGACAUAAAGUCGCCAUGUCUUUGUUAGCACUGACACAGACGUCAUCCCGGUGGGACCCUCCGGAUACGUUGUAUUCUAAUCUUGCAACAAAUCAGCCCAGAGUGUCGGCUAUGGGACCUAGCUUUGCUGUGCCUACUCCUGGUGGACAUGGCUUCGACAAGGUGAAGGACAAAGACUUCAAAUUCCCUGGAAUUCCUGGGAAGAGUGUUUCGUCGACUGAACGACUUUCGAAUGUCGUGAGUCAGCAGUCCUCAAGAAUACCUGAACUUGCCAGACAUGUUCUUCCGUCGAAGAUCUUCAAUCGUACAAGCAAGCUCAGCAACCCGCCUGUCAUGACAGUGGACAGUAAACAACUUAUCUAUGGAGUUGGUAUUCCUGCGCCUUGGAAUUCAUCUUCAGCGACCACCACAACUACUGACCCAACGACGGGGAAGAAGGAGGAAAAGCCGUGUGCUGUGCCUGACGCCAAGCUAUUCGCCACUUGGGAUUCUGAGACAAAAAAUUAUAGGGAACCUCUGGGCCGAGGGAGACAGGGAGGACGAUCUGGCAAGAGCAUAUUAGGGUCCGCGUUGACAAGGAAAAGCAGAGUGUGA